Naumovozyma castellii is the source of this 2238-nucleotide messenger RNA. It is a transcript of the gene EGH1, whose product is annotated as hydrolase. The record is from RefSeq and is a predicted model, not a curated record. The transcript has a single exon. Bases 1 to 2238 code for a protein of 745 amino acids. Lineage: Eukaryota; Fungi; Ascomycota; Saccharomycetes; Saccharomycetales; Saccharomycetaceae.
AUGCAGGAAAAAAUCCUUAUAUCAAAAAAAGGUGAAUUUACAGAUACAAAAGGGAACGUUAUUCAACUAAGAGGUGUGAAUCUGGAUCCAUCAGUGAAAAUACCAUUCACACCCUUUCAGUCUACCCAUUGUCCAAUUAUUGAGGAUAACUUGUUUAAAAGUGCUCCAGAUGUUAGUUUUAUAAAUCAUCCUUUACCCCUAGACAAGAUUGAAGAGCAUAUAAAUAGGAUAAAAUCUUUAGGAUACAACACGAUAAGAUUCCCAUUUACUUGGGAAGCUUUGGAGCAUGAAGGUCCAGGAAAGUAUGAUUAUGAGUAUAUGGAUUAUGUUAUCCAAGUUCUUCAAAAGAUAAAUAUACUAGGAGGAAUAUAUGUUUACCUUGAUCCUCACCAAGAUGCUUGGUCUAGAUUUACUGGUGGAUCAGGAGCCCCACUCUGGACUCUAUAUGCAGCAGGACUACAACCUAGUAGAUUCAAAAGUACUGAAGCUGCAAUACUGCAUAAUUAUUUUUUCCAAAGAGAGGUUCAGAAUAAUGAAAGUAUUCCAGAUUAUCCAAAAAUGUUAUGGCCAACAAACUACUUUAGGUUAGCUUGUCAAACAAUGUUUACGUUAUUUUUUGCAGGGAAAAUGUUUGCACCUAAAUGCAUCUUAAAUGGUAAAAAUAUACAAGACUACCUACAAGAGAAAUUUAUCAAUGCAAUCAUGGAGUUCUACCAGAGGAUUAUAGAAAAAGCCCCAGAAUUAUUUGAAGAUAAUUGUGUCAUUGGAUUGGAGAGCAUCAAUGAACCAAACUGUGGAUAUAUUGGAGAUACUAAUUUAUCACAAAUACCCAAAGAAAGGGAUCUGAAGCUAGGAACGACUCCUACAGCAUAUGAAAGCUUUUUACUUGGGGAAGGGAUUGAUGUGACAGUAAAGCAAUAUUCCAUUUCUAUUUUUGGACCUUCUGAAACUCAACCGAAAAGGGUUAGUUGCGGAAAGGAAAAAGCUUGGUUAACAAGAGAAGAAAGAGAUGCUAUAGAUGCCAAGUAUGGUUGGUCAAGAAAUAAUGAAUGGGAACCAUAUAAAUGUAUAUGGCGUCAACAUGAGGUAUGGAAAUUAACAGAGAAUGGAGGUGAAUUACUUGACCCAGAAUACUUUUCCAGAAAAAAAGAUGUGGCCCAAGAAAUAAAUGAAGAGUUCUUCAUUAAUAACCAUUUUGUUGAAUAUUAUAAACACUUACAUACCAGAUUUAGAGCAGUAGAUGAGACAAGGUUUUUGUUUCUUCAACCACCCGUAUUUAGAAAGCCACCCAAAUUAAUUGACACAGAUUUGAUAGAUACCAAAACAAUUUGUGCAUGUCAUUUCUAUGAUGGUCUCUCUCUAAUGUUCAAGACCUGGAAUAAGUAUUUUAAUGUCGAUACUUUUGGAAUUGUACGCAAAAAAUAUUCCAACCCAGUAUUUAGUUUGGUCGUUGGUGAGCAAAAUAUAAGAAAAUCUUUUGACAACCAGCUGAAGUUGAUGAAGGAAGAGGUUCGCACCGUUUUGGGAGAACAGGUACCUACUUUUUUUACAGAGAUUGGUAUGCCCUUUGACAUGAAUAAUAAAAUGUCCUAUCUAUCAGGGGAUUAUGCUGCACAAACUGCGGCAAUGGAUGCUAUUGGCUAUGCGUUAGAAAGAAACAAUCUUUCUUUUAGCCUGUGGUGCUAUUGCAGUAGUAAUUCUCAUGAAUGGGGUGAUAAUUGGAAUAACGAAGAUUUUUCAAUUUGGUCAUCUCAGGAUAUCGCAAAGGGAUUUGCCAAAAAUCCUUCUAUAACCCAGAAUAAAAAUCGAGUAAUUCCCGAGUAUAUUAAACGAGUGAAUGAAGAUAUCCCAUGUUUGGAUCAUUAUGUGAAGGUUGAUUCUUUGGACCUAAGUGGUUUCCGUGCUUUGGAUGCCCUUCUAAGGCCAUUCCCUAUUAGUAUCCAUGGACAUUUCGAAAAAGCUGAAUUUCAACUUCGUCGAAAGUUUUAUAAGCUAAAAAUAAUUGGUAAAGCCAACUCAGAUUUUUCCAAUGGCAAAACGUACAUUUUCUUACCAUCAUACCAUUUUCCAAUAGAAUAUGUGACAAUUAAAGCUUCAUCUGGAUCAUUUUCUUACGAUUCGGAACAUCAAGUUCUGAUUUGGUCACAUAACUCGGGAUUACAGUAUAUCAUGAUACAAACCGGCACAUCAUCUAGUCCUAAUUCAAAAGAAUCAAGUCCAAAUUGCGUCAUCAAUUGA